AUAGUCAGUCCGAAUCGGGCGCUCGUUCAGCCGAGAUCUUGCUCGAGCCCAAUUAUUAUUUUAUUUAGUUAACUUAUAUAUAUAUUUAUUUAUAUAAACAAUUUUUAAUAAUAACUAAACUAUUGUUAUUAUUAUUAUCAACAUUGUUAUUGUUAUUAAUUAUAUUGUGAAUUUAUUUUUUUAAGUUAUUAUUUUAGUCAUAUUUAAUAGAUAAACAGAAAAUUUUGUGUUUAUUUAAUAAAAGUUUUGUGCGGUAAUUCAAAAAUUUCAGGUGCCUCGGUGUUUUAUUUUUGGUGUUCCCGUUAGAGCCGGACAUCAGGAAUCAACGAUAAGACAUUGAUAUAAUAAUAAUAAUAAUAAUAAUAAUAAUAAUAAUAAUAAUAACCGGAAGUGUGUAGGCAAGUGUAGCCGCGAUGCGGAGGAUUAAACGACGAAGAGUCGAUGGACGAUACAACGAAUCAAUUGAGAAAUACGUGUGAUAACAAAAAUGACAAUUUCGUGAUCUAAUUAAUCAACAGACUGUAGCGCUAAUAUUUGGAUUACCGGUUGAUUAAACCUGCAGCUAAAAAAUAUCAUUUAAGUUUCUUUAAAAACACGGGAUAAGUGAAGUGGAAGUUGUUUUUUUUUUUCAGUUCUUCUUUUUUUUGUUUUAAUUACCAGAGACAAAAAUAAAUUAUUGUGUUAAGUGUUGAAUCCAAGAAUUAAUUAAAUUUAAUACUGUACAGAUAAUAAUUGAUACUUGGAAUUUUAUUAAACAGAUAAAUAGCUGCCGCUCAUAAGACUGAUUGUUCAACAGAGUUAUAUUAAAAAGAAGGUUGACAACCGUCAAGUAUAGUAGCGGCAAGAUAAUGAGAAGUCUGGAGAGAUUAUCCGGUAGUGAUCAGGAUUGUAUUGAUCAGGAAAUGUAUAUCGACUUGGACGACGUAUCUGUCGACUCAAUAACGGGGAAAAGGGGACGUCACCAUGUUAGUGGCGAAAUGGGGGAGGAGAGUGACAGUAGUGGCAGUGAACCAAGUCCAAAGCAAGCUAAAAGGCGAAAUCGCGGUAGCAGCGGUCCGCCAACAACGAGAAGACGAAAAAGUGGUAUUUCCGCGAGAGAGAGAAACCUCAGACGAUUGGAGAGUAACGAGCGCGAGCGAAUGAGGAUGCAUUCGCUCAACGAUGCCUUCGAGCAAUUGAGAGAAGUAAUACCGCACGUUAAAAUGGAGAGAAAACUAAGCAAAAUAGAAACACUUACGCUCGCUAAAAAUUACAUAAUGGCAUUGACUAAUGUCAUAUGCGAAAUGCGAGGAGAAGAGCAACCUUACACAUUUGUGGACGGGGAGUGUGGAUCAAGCAGCGGUGACAGUACUGGACAGCUUGAAUUGAGUGGCGGAGAACAGCCAGAAGAGGCAUCACCGGGUUCUAUUCAUGAAACUAAUAACAAUAGUCUUCUGCAUGAAGAUCUAGAGCGCAGGAUACCUUAAUACUAAUCAAAAAGAUAUAACUAAAAAUAUUUAAAGAAAAAAGAAAAAUAAAAAAAAAAUAAAUAUGUGUCUAUUUAAAAUAAAUAAUUAUGAAAAGGGAGAGAGAAUGCGAGAGACCAAGUUCGGUUUAAUAAGUGCCGAAUAAUUGCGAUCGAAUUUUAAAUUAUUCAAACUACCAGAUUAGAGUCAACAGCCAAAUUAUAUAUUUAUAAAUGCGAUAAAGUGAGAUAUGAAUUUAAAAUUAAUAAAAUGAAGAGAAAAGAAGCCAACAGAAGGAUGAUAAUAAUAAUAAUAGUAAUGAUAAAAUAUUUUUCACGCCAUUUUUUAUUGAGGCAAAUUUAUAUAUCGAGGAUACACGACGCAAUUAAACCAAUGCUACCGUUUCUGUUUUUAAUGAUCCCGAUGUCGUGAGAGAGUGAUAAAGACUCAAGGUCCAUUCAUUUUUAUUAAAUUUUUAUUUUAUUACUGCAGAAUAAAUAUUUUUUUCUUUUUUUUUUUUAAUUUACUGGAAAUAUUGUUUAGUGAAAAUUUUCCAUGUAAACUGUUUUUUUUUUUUUUUUUUUAAUUUUAAAACACAGGAUCUAGAAACGAGUGGUAGUGGAAUCGGGUUCCGCCUCAAGCGCGAUACUGUGAUAGCAUAAAUGUAUUGUUUCGUUAAUAAAUUCCCUCGCUGACUCAGUCUUUUGAAUCUCGUCCUUAAAUAAGAUCAGCUGGAAUUUAAACGAAUUAAUUUUCGGUUUAAAAAAAAUAUAUAUAUAUAUAUAUAUAUAAUAAAUGAAAAAUGUAAUUGGUGUGCCUUGUGUGUGAUCCUCUGUGAGACUUAAAUAUACAUACAUAAUUUAAUUUCGUUUUCUAUAUAUAAAUAUUUAAGUAUAAUAUAUAUACGUAUACACGUAUAAAAAAAAGAGUUGAGAAAAAAAAAUUAUUCUCACAGUUUUUGGGUUCGUGGCAAUACUCACAAUCGAUCGGUUAUUGUCAAAAAAAAAAAAAAACAAAAAAAAAUAAAAAUAAAAUUUCUCAAUACGGAACUCGACUAUGCUACGCAUUGAGAUGAUAAAAUCACUCGAUUCUUUAAAUAAUUAUAUAUUUUAUAUUUUAUUAUAAUUAUUUAUUAUUUAAAAAUAUAUAUGUUUAAUAUAAAUAAAUAAAUAAACAUUCCAGAGGAA
Molecule: messenger RNA, 2632 nt
Organism: Microplitis demolitor
Lineage: Eukaryota; Metazoa; Arthropoda; Insecta; Hymenoptera; Braconidae
Product: protein dimmed
Exons: 6
Coding region: 849-1466 (205 amino acids)
Molecular function (GO): protein dimerization activity
Source: RefSeq, a predicted model, not a curated record